UUAGACGCUAUCGCAUAGAAACCCUAAAGACCCCGGAGGUUUAUAAACAUACGAUUCCUCAGCAACUACUUCCUUCAGUUCUUGAAACCCUAAAGCAGGAAGGGAGCGGUCAGACUUCGAAGGAACUUCUCUCGGCAGAUCAACCCUAAGAGCUAAGAUGUCAGUCAGUGAAAUCGCUUGCACUUACGCUGCCUUGCUCCUCCAUGACGACGGGAUUGCCGUCACGGCGGAAAAGAUCGCAACCGUGGUGAAAGCUGCGAAUGUGGCGGUUGAAUCAUACUGGCCUAGCUUGUUUGCUAAGCUGGUAGAGAAGAGGAAUAUUGAAGACCUUAUUACGAAUGUGGGCUCCGGUGGUGGCGGUGCUGCCGUUGCUGUUGCUGCCCCAACUGGAGGCGCAGGUGGUGGUGCCGCCGCCGCAGCUGCUCCUGCAGUUGAGGAGAAGAAGGAAGAGCCCAAGGAAGAGAGUGAUGAUGAUAUGGGAUUCAGCUUGUUCGAUUAGGAGGUCCUUUCAGUUAUGCGGUUUCUUUUUAGGAAUUUUUGAUGCUAGUAUUUAGAAGCUGUUCUCAACUCUGAAUCAAAGAAAAUUACUUAAGUCGGAUAUUCUGAAGCUUUUUUUCUUGUGUUGAAUUUGCAUGGUUCUGAAGAUUAUGUAAGUGGCUUUAAAAGAAAUCCAAUGGUUUUGGGCUUUUAAUGGUCUACCAAAUUCUACCAUUAUUGAAUUUCUCUGUUUUUUUGACAUCA
This is a messenger RNA of Macadamia integrifolia, 741 nucleotides long. RefSeq names its product 60S acidic ribosomal protein P1-like. The transcript is spliced from 4 exons. The record is from RefSeq and is a predicted model, not a curated record. NCBI's taxonomy places the organism in Eukaryota, Viridiplantae, Streptophyta, Magnoliopsida, Proteales, Proteaceae. Gene Ontology annotation, biological process: translational elongation; cytoplasmic translation. Gene Ontology annotation, molecular function: structural constituent of ribosome; protein kinase activator activity; ribonucleoprotein complex binding. Gene Ontology annotation, cellular component: ribosome; cytosolic large ribosomal subunit. Bases 158 to 499 code for a protein of 113 amino acids.